This is a messenger RNA of Lutzomyia longipalpis, 3886 nucleotides long. RefSeq names its product vacuolar protein sorting-associated protein 8 homolog (gene Vps8). The coding region runs from base 102 to 3797 and encodes 1231 amino acids. Gene Ontology annotation, molecular function: protein binding. Gene Ontology annotation, biological process: endosomal vesicle fusion; protein targeting to vacuole. The transcript is spliced from 4 exons. Gene Ontology annotation, cellular component: late endosome; HOPS complex. The record is from RefSeq and is a predicted model, not a curated record. Lineage: Eukaryota; Metazoa; Arthropoda; Insecta; Diptera; Psychodidae.
GAGAUUUUUUUUCAGUGCGAAAAGAAAAUAUUUUUGUGGAGUUUUUUUUUCAAAAGUGAAAUUAAAAAAUGAUUUAAAACAAGUAGGAAUUUUCUCUGGCGAUGGAUACCCUGAAAGCCCUAUCUGUGCAGUCCCUGGAAUCGGAUCGUGGAUCCAAUGAUAGCUUACUUCUUGCAGAAUCCAUUGAUUUUGACAUCGAAGAGCUCGAUGAUGCUGAGUAUUCACUGCCUGCAGUGGAGACAAUCCCAACUCUGGAGAGUGUUCUCAAUGACUUGGACUUUGAUGAUGGAUCUACUUCUGACCUAGGAAUACCCGUCACUCCAUCUCCUUCAAUCUCAGUGUCUAUUGAGGAGCAACCACGCAUUGGAUCCUUGCUGCGUCAUGUUGUGCUACAAGGAGUUACGACACAAGUCACCUCAGCUGCUGAUCGAGUGGGUGCUGGAUUGACAUCUUCAGUAGCUGUUGAGGAUAUGAUUGCAGUGGGUACUUCCCAUGGGCACAUAUUGGCUUUUGACAUGAAUCAAACACUCCGGUGGUGUUGUCGUGAUCACACAGCUCAGGGUGCGGUGUCUGCAUUAGCUUUCAAUGCCACAAGUACGCGUCUCCUUGCCGGCUACGCAAGAGGGCACGUUGUGAUGAUUGAUACAUCCACUGGGGAUACCAUUCGCUCCCUUCCGGACAUAAUAACACCCAAUACCGGAGUGUUGAACAUCAAAUGGAUCGGCAAUGGGGCACUCUGCUUGGAUUCCGGUGGUUCUGUGUGGUCACUGAAUUUCACACGACGCCUGGGGAUACGUGGAUGUGAUUCUCGAUGCCUCUUCAGUGGAGCACGCGGAGAAGUUUGCUGCCUGGAGCCAUUGAUUGUCAAUGAAGUGGAUCAUCCCCUGAAAGCCUUCACAAUCGUCGCACUGGCUACAUUAUCAAAAUUUUUCGUUGUUACAAUUCGUCCACGAUUGAAGAUUAUCAAAUUCCAGGCAUUGGCAGGACCAGCGGAUUGCCUGCCAUUGCUUUCGUGGCAAAUGGUGCUAAUUCAGGCAGCAGAUGCCUCAAGAGUUGUUGAUCCCGUGCUAGCAGCUGCCCGGGGGAAUCAAUUGUUCUUUCAUCAAGUAACCGCAUCUUCCGGACGGGUAUCCCUCAUCUUUCUCCGGCACAUUACGCUCUCCUACAGCCUUCUAUCGCUGCACUGGCUGGGCCCCAAAUCCAUUGCAGCCGUUGAUCGUUCCGAAGUGCUCCAUUUGAUGGAUGUGCGCACGAGUAGGGAGCUAGAUGGGUUGGAUUUGGUAUCAGCUGGACUGGUGUACAAUUCAGCUCAAUUCAAGGCUCUCGCAACGGGUGGGAAUGUUUCUCCAGCACUCGCUCUUGCUGGUGCAACGGCUUGUUACAAUUCUAUUGUCAGCCGAGGGAAUAUUUUGUACAUUUUGGGAGCACGUAGCCUCCAAGCUGUGAGCAUUAGAGCAUGGGUGGAUAGAGUAUCGCAUCUGGUGGCUAAUCAAAAGUGGGAGGAGGCCAUUGAUUUAGCCAUUGACGGAUACAGAUCAUUCAAAGAACGUCCACGAAGGCUUGCAGUGGCAAAAGCCCGAAUUUUGCAGCUUAUUGAGGAAUAUAUUGCUGAUACUAGUCGUAAUCCAGAACACUGCUUGGAUGCCGUUAUGAAGUGCCUGAUUGAGGUGGGUGAGGUUGAGCUACUUUGGGAGGAAUUGUGGGAUCGUCUAGAGAAUACAGAUUACUUCCUGAACCUCCUUACGCUGCACAUUGAGAGGGGAGAGAUUACAAGAUUAUCUCCAUGCGUGGCACAGAGUCUGUGUGACUUUUGGCUGAAAUUAUCCCCGCAGAAAUUGGAAGAGCUGAUUCUUCUUCUAGACUGGCAAUGCUUGGAUCUCCAUCAAGUAUUAACAAUUUCCAAAAAGGAAAACCUCUAUAGGGCACAGAUGCACCUCAAUACGAAGGCUCUUGGAGACUACACCGUCUCACUGACUGAACUCAUUCCACUUGUGAAUGAGUCUAAUACAAUUCUUGGCAAUAGUUUGCUCGUUUACAUAUCCAACUGUCUCGCGGGGAGAUGCUAUUUGAGUGGAGACAUUGAUCCCUCCAUGGUGCUCACUGUGAAGCACGAAGUUCUACGUUGCUUGACCACAAUUCACUCAAAUGGGGCUGAUGAUAGUGAGCUGCCGUACCCAUAUUUGCGGGCUCUCUUGAAAUUUGACAUUCGCGAGACACUCAAUGUGAUUUCAUUGGCAUUUGAGGAGAAGGAAUUUUCCGGAGAACUCGGUGCUUCCCAUCGUCAGAGGAUUGUCAACAUUCUCCUGGAGAUUGUUUCCCCAGAACAUGCCACGGCAACGGAUGUUGGAUGCCUCUUUCACUUUAUUGCACUGCAAAUAGCUUCGCAUAGUCUUCCAAAGGAUGAUGCCUUCCUCGGGAGUGUGAUUAGCUACCUAGAAAUGACUCAUAGUGAGAGUACACGACAACAUUUUGAACGAGAGCAGGCGUGGCUGGAACUCCUUGCAGCCGAUUGCCUCAAUCACAUUCCACUUCACGAUAUGAUUCGAAUGGCGGAGAAGAGUCGUUGCUUCCGUGUUAUGCAGUACCUCCUUGAGCAGACAAAGAGAUUUGAUGAUAUCCUGCAGUGCUACCUCCAGGACGCAAUGCGUCAUGAGGAGAUGUUCAUUUACAUUCAGCAAUAUGCCAGUGUGCCGAAUAGGAAGAUUUAUCAGCAAAUUUAUGGGAAUUUUGAGAAGUUUCUCAAUAUAAAUCCCGAGAAAGUUGUGCGAAUUAUUGUGGAGAAUUUCAGUGCAAAUGUUGGGGCAAUCAUAAAGCUGGUGAAAGGGAAUAAGAGACAACUCUACACUGUCUUGGAUAAUCUGAUAAAGAACGGUUGGACACUGGAGGCGGAGGAUUGUGAAACAUUCAUUGCCCUUCUGUGUGAAUUUAAUCCAAACAGUGUGGAGCAGUUCCUCCGUAGCAAUGACAAGUAUCGCCUGGAUGUUGUACUGGAACUCGUCAAGAGCUACCAACUCAAUGAAGCCUGCAUGCUAAUUCAUGAGCAACAAGGAAACUACCAGGCUGCCUUCAGUAUUGCCCUGGAACUCCUCAAGGAAGCUCCAGAGAGUGUUGCAGAAUCAUCAGCUCUACAAGUUCUGGCUCUCUGUUCGCGUGCCUCAGAAGUUCUUCCGGAGACUGAAACACAAACCCUGUGGUUUUCACUCCUAAACAUUAUCCUUGCACGACCAGAUCUUACAUCCAUCACUCGGAAUAUUCUCCAUGCAGCUGGGAAGUAUGUUGAUUUAUCCAAAUUGGUGCAACUUGUGCUAACAUCGGGUACAACAACGGGCAAUUUUGGUGAUAUAAAACAUCUAUUGCUGGGAAUGCUGUCAAAUUCCCAAUAUGAGACACUUCUUCUGCAAACAACCGCCCGAAUUCUCGGGACAGACCUCUACAAUUUACUAGCCAAAGAGAAGAAAUUAGCCAAUCGAGGUUUAAUCGUAAAGAACAUAAAAUGUGUCGUUUGUCGAUUUUGGUUGAAAAAUCAAAAUCAAGAUUCGGUCGUUGUGUUCGGAUCUUGUGGGCAUGUUGUCCACGAGGAGUGUCUCAUGGCAUCCAAGACUGAUCAGGAUGAUGGCGUCCAGUGUCCACGAUGUGGUACAUCAAUCAAUGGUAACAUGAUGUACACGUCGCAACCGCAAUUGACCAUUGAUCAGAAGAACAUCCUGGAGGAGCAGCACACAACAACAGCAUCCUCAGCAGUUCUGCAAUUGGGUGCUCCACCCCGGAUAGGAUUGCAAAAGUAUAAUAAUUUCUAAGCUGUAGUGCAGUGUUAUAAAGUCUAUAAAGUAAAUAAAUCAGAAUGUAUCAAAGAAAAAAUAAAAUAAAGUUGUAUAAAAUUAAUUUA